Theobroma cacao (cacao) is the source of this 1819-nucleotide messenger RNA. NCBI's taxonomy places the organism in Eukaryota, Viridiplantae, Streptophyta, Magnoliopsida, Malvales, Malvaceae. The record is from RefSeq and is a predicted model, not a curated record.
AUGGCUUCUUCGUCUUCAGCACUUACCAAGCUUUGCUUUCACUGCAAAGCUCCCUCUGUUAACUUCUUCAUUGGUUGGCAGCUUCGUAAUGGCGGUUUCGCCAUGCUUUGCUGUAGCUGUGGUUAUAGCUAGUGGAGAGAUGCAAUUGCUUUGGCUUCAAAUGACGAAACGACAUCGUUUUUGUUCUGCUUUUAGUAGCGCUGCAUACACUUUCUUGCUUUGGAAGUUAUGGCAUUCUGCUUAUUUGAAGGGAACAUUCUGUGAUACUUUUCACCCUGAAGCCAGUGGUUGGAGAGAUUGUGCUUCAUGUAGGAAGCGGAUUCAUUGUGGAUGCAUUAUGGCCUCCAGUACAUAUACGAUACUGGACUUUGGUGGUGUGAAAUGUGCAGAGUGUGCCGUAAAUGAAGCUUUGGCACCACACAGAUGCACACCAAGCUUCUGGAGCCCUCAGGCUAUUCAGCAUGCAAUGGACUCUGCUAAAAGGCUAUCUAUUGACCCUGAGAAAGCAAUUACAGUAGGUAUGAAAAGUGACUCCUGCGUUCAUGUUGCUGGAAUUAAAGCAGGAAUUGAUCCAAUUGUAUCACCUGAUUCUGUAGUAUGCAAUGUCUCACCUAAUAAGAUAGCCACUCCAACUAUUCCUGGAGCAGCAUUUCAAGCGCAAUUUCCUUUAUCAGAAACUGGAGAAGAGUCCUCUGUGAAUUCACCUCAUGGAACCAAUAAUUCUUGUCAAAAGAAGGUAGGAAAAUGUCGAAAGAAUGUCUAUAGAAAAACUAGGGUACAAUCUAGAUACUCACCGCAGACCAGCUUGGAGGAGCUAAAGGAAAUCUGCAGAGUGUCAAAAUCAAGUCUUGUUCCUUUGUUUUCAAAAACAUUGACUGCUAGUGAUGCUGAAGCCAGGAAUGGGCGCCUUGUGUUACCAAAAAGAUGUGCGGAGGCUUAUUUCCCCGAUAUUUCGGCACAACAAGGAAUCUUUGUUGUAGUGCAAGACAUAAAAGGAGAUGACUGGGAAUUCUACUACCGUUACUGGUUAAAUACUAAUGGAAAGAUGUAUGUGCUUGAGGGGCUUAAAGAUUACAUAAUCUCGGAGCAGUGGCAACCAGGUGAUACAGUUACAGUUUAUAAAAGAGAAGAAGAUGGAAAAUUGUUUAUGGGGCUAAAAAAGGUUCAGGCUGGAAAAUCAGAUUAGAGAGCUCAGCUUGAUGUUUGAAAACGACUUUACCCUUCAAAGACCAGUGUGAAUCUUGUGGUUUUCGUGGAAGGUGUUGAAGUUCUUUUUGCACAUGUUGUCAUCAGGCAGCGAACUAUUACAUUGGUGUCAGAGUAGGUUCAAGGACAUCUGAAUAAUGCCUGAUCUCUUCUUAAUAUGGACAAAUGAGGAUUAUGCUUGGCAUGUCAACAUGCAUACGUGGCUCCACUUUGACAUGAGAAGUAAGCCGCCCAGCUGGUUAACAGUUGUCAGGGGGAAAACCACUUGUGCAAAGUUGACUACUUCAGUGACCAGGUCAUGCAAUAGCUUGCCUCCUGACUGGGAAAAUCCUGACAUUCAGAUAUAUCAGUGACAAUGGUAAAGCAUACUACUUGCUUCCAUUGUACCAAAUGUAGUGGCUAUGGCUGCAGGAACUACUAAGUAACAGGAGGAAAAAGCUUGCCCAUGGAGGACCAAGUGGAGAACAAUCCCACCUUUAUUCAAUUGUAUUGGGAAGAUUAGUCCGUCAGAAUAUUAGGAAAACAAGGUGUUACUUUAUGCUACAUAAUUAAGAAGUUUGUAUUUUUAAUUUGGGAAUUUAUUGCUUUCUUUAAAUUUAUAUUAUUAGUAAUU